AUGGAGAGCUCCACCUACCGUCCCGUGUCCUUCCAGAAACAAGUCGGGAAAUUGGAAGUCGCACCUCUUGGGUUGACUUUUCGCGGCGACAAUGGCGCCAAGGAGGAAUGGAUGUACAUGGAAUUGAAGAAGGUCUCGGCCAACAAGCAGCAACCCAAGGCCGAUGAUGCGCCCAAGACCAAGCCCAAACUCAAGAUCUCCCUGGUUGGAGAUCCCAAUGGAGCCAUUAUCUUUAUCUUUCGAGAUCGGGUUACCCUCGACAAGGUGCGAGCAGAUUUGAAGGUACGCAUGCGCGGUGACGUUGAGGCCAGCAACCAUGCCUCGGCCACUGACUUUGCCUCGGAAGAAUGGAUGGAUCCCUCGUCUUCAAGGCCAGAAGAAUGGAUGAACCCUGCUCCGUUCAGACAAUCAAGGGAACCGCAACCGUUCAAUCUUCCCAGUAGCUUCAACAGCAGCAACCCGGCCAACGAGGGCACGCUCGUCCAGGAAGAAACCCUCGUCAAGGAGGAAGGGACGCUGGUCAAGGAAGAAACCAUUGUGGAUACCACGACCGAGUCACCAGCUCUGAGGAAUUCGGCGGCUAACAACUGGACCAUCCCAGAAGACAAAGUCGCCGUUCACAAGCUGGAAGUCAAGGCGCUGCAGCCACCGCAACAAGGCUCCACCCCAGAAGUGGUGAAACCGGGAGAGCAAAAGACGGAGAAAGACAAAGACGACGACUCGCAAGAGGAAGAAUUCAGCUGGGCUCGCUGGAUGAAGGAUACCUUCAUGGCCAUGAUCCGGGAUCAUGUUCUCUUUGGCAUCUGUGCUUGGGACAAGACUGACACGGCCUACACACGCAGUGAACGCAUCUUCACGUUCAUUGGAUUCUUGGGAACCGAAGCGGCCGUUGUCUCUGCUAUCAACUUUUCUAACGCCCUCAAUUUCGCCAUUUGCAAAUGCAUCGAAGGAGACGACGCCUACCCUGAAAGCGACUGCCACAAUUACGGAUUCACUACCUAUUCCAAACCCCAAACGGAAACAUUGAGAACCGAAUGGUUUGCUUAUCUCGAUACGUCCACGCAAGAUAUCCGAAGAGGAAACAAAUUGUUCUGUCCCACCGAUUCCACUAAAGAAUGCGGCUUGGAAAAGGCGUGCUGUACGGCUUUUGUGGGCGAGCGCACCCAAACAGUGCUGACCCUGGACAGCAUCGAUCCCUGCCCGACCCACUGGCUCUUGCAAAACAUGAUUGAGAGUUUGGUCGCCUAUAUCUUUUCUCUAAUCUUCCUGGCUCCCUUGGUCGAAUGGCUUCUGAGGAAGGAGAGCCGAACGCUCAACCCCGUCGCCUACGGAUUGAUCUCGUUUCAAGUCAUCCUGGGGAUUGCCAUGGUGUCUGUAUGGGCCGACACCACUUGGCAGCUCGAGUUGGAAGGGUUGGCUUUUGUCACGAUAGCCGCCGCCAUUGCUUGGACGCUCUUCUUUCAUUCCAUUUACUUUGGUUUGUUUUGGGAAGGCGUGGUGGUUCCGGCGUGGGCCCGUCGUGCCGCCAAGAAGGCACAGGACGAAAAGGAACGGGCCGACAAAUACGGGUAUACGAAUGGCGCGGUACCCGUGGACUCGACACAGGCAUUCUCGACGGAAACCUUCAGUGGUCGCGAUUCCGCCACGGCGAACGAUGCGGCCUUUGUCAUGCACGGACACAGCCCGGUCAUGGCGACUCCCGCCACACCAGUCAUGUACACGCAACAACCUCCGCCGCAACAGUAUGCCCCGCAACAACAGUAUGUGCCCCAGCAGCAGUACGUUCCACAGCAGCCACAGUAUGUCCCGCAACAACAGUACGUGCCUCAACAGUACGCACCUCAGCCGCCACAGUAUGGCCAGUAUAACGGCGGACACGAGGACGAUGGCUCCGUGAUGGAGGCUUAA
Seminavis robusta is the source of this 1908-nucleotide messenger RNA. NCBI's taxonomy places the organism in Eukaryota, Bacillariophyta, Bacillariophyceae, Naviculales, Naviculaceae. The record is from the annotation of a GenBank genome assembly.